AGAAGUUAAUGGACAAGGCGAUGAAGUUGUCUGGUAUCUUCCCCACCAUCCCGUUAGACACCCAAUGAAGCCAAAUAAGGUCAGGAUCGUGUUUGACUGUGCGGCGAAGUUCUGCAAUGGGUCACUCAAUGACCAACUCCUGAGUGGACCAGACUUCACGAACAGUCUGGUUGGAGUCCUCCUACGAUUCAGGCAAGAGAGGAUAGCCCUUGUAGCAGAUAUCGAAGGGAUGUUCCAUCAAGUCCGGGUAACACCAAGGGAUGCUGGAGCCUUGAGAUUCCUAUGGUGGGACAACGGAGACCUGGAUAAGACUCCCAAGGAAUACCAGAUGUUAGUUCAUCUUUUCGGAGCCACAUCAUCUCCAAGUUGUGCUGGAUUCGCACUACGCAAGACGGUAGAAGACAACCAGCAGGACUUUGAUCCUGAAGUUUCCCAGACAGUCCUGGAGAAUUUCUACGUCGACGACUGUUUGAAGUCCAUCUCCUCAAGAGAGGAAGGAAAGAGACUGGUGUCCCAGCUGUGCGAGAUCCUGAAGAGAGGUGGAUUCAGGCUUACAAAGUGGGUCAGCAACGACAGAGAGGUUCUCUCUGCAGUGCCUUCAACAGAACGGGCAGCGUCAGUUGUAGACUUGGAUUUUGACCACCUACCAAUCGAGAGAACUCUUGGAGUUCUGUGGGACAUGAACUCAGACUCAUUUGGGUUCAAGGUAUCACCUAAGGAUGUACCAACUACCAGAAGAGGCCUCCUGUCCGCAACAAGCUCAUUAUACGACCCAUUGGGAUUUGUGGCUCCCUUCAGCUUAAACGCAAAGAUUCUGUUGCAGGAUCUCUGUGCCCAAGGACUAGGCUGGGAUGAGACAGUGGGGAAAGAUGAGCUACAGCGGUGGACGUCCUGGCUAUCAGAACUACCAGAGUUGUCAUCAGUAAAGAUAGACAGGUGCUUCAAACCAACAGGGUUUGUUGAUCCCAGCUACGACCUCCAUAUCUUCUGUGAUGCUUCAGAGAGAGCAUAUGCUGCAUGCGCAUACCUGAGGGUCACAGACACAGACGAUCGCAUACAUUGCGCAUUCGUGAUGGGCAAGACAAGACUAUGUCCUCUCAAGAAGAUGUCUGUUCCAAGACUGGAAUUAUCAGCGGCUGCGCUGGGAGUUAAGCUUGGUCAGACGAUCAAGGAGGAACUCAGGUUGCCCUUAAGGAACACCACGUACUGGACAGAUUCGACAUCAGUUCUACAGUACAUCUCCAACGAGAGUAGGCGAUUUCAGACGUUUGUAGCUAACCGGGUAGCCAAGAUCCAAUCCAUGAGUGAGAGGUCUCAGUGGAGACAUGUGAGUACUCACGCUAACCCUGCAGAUGACGGAUCGAGGGGCAUGCCUGCAGGAAAACUAGCAAGGUGGCUCCAAGGACCAAGCUUCCUGGUUAAGGAAGAACGCGAGUGGCCAGUCUCCCCUCCAAGUCUAGUGAAGACCGAUACAACAACACUGGAUCUUCUCGUUCCUGAAGUCAAGAAGAAGCAAGUGUUUGCAACAAUGUCCGAGGACAUCUUGGAAAGACUCAUGGCCAAGUAUUCAACAUGGCAACGACUGAAGAGAGGUGUCGCAUGGAUACUUCGAUACAAGACUUACCUCAAGCUUCGAGUCAGCAGAGGUAUAGCCUCAUUGAAGAAAGGAGACCUGACGCUCGAGGAGUUGAAUGCAGCCGAGCGAGAAGUCAUUAAGCACGUCCAGAGGCAAGCUUUCCCAAUUGCAACGAAUGACAAGGGAAAUAACGGCAGACUUCAACAAGCAAGCACCCUCUCUAAGUUAACCCCAGUAAUGAAGGAUGGGUUGUUGAGAGUAGGAGGGAGACUGACCAAGGCCCCUAUCAGUGACGAGAUGAAGCACCCUCUCAUCUUGCCACACGAUCACCACGUGACCAAGUUGUUGGUAAUGUACUACCACCAAGAGGUCGGCCAUUCAGGAGCAGGCAUGACGUGGACUGCACUGAGGGACAGGUAUUGGAUCCUCAAGGGCGGGGCCACUGUCAGACGAGUCAUAGGUAACUGCUUCCAAUGCAAGAAGAGGAAUUCAGCAAGAGGCCGGCAGUUUAUGGCGGACUUGCCAGUAGAGCGAGUGACGCCAGACCACCCACCGUUCACCAACCCUGGUGUAGACUUCUUUGGACCAUUCUAUGUCAAACAGGGCAGGAGUGAGGUGAAAAGAUAUGGGUGUGUAUUUACAUGUUUAGCUACCAGAGCAGUACACAUCGAAGUUGCCAACUCACUGGAAACAGACUCCUUCAUAAAUGCGCUAAGAAGGUUCAUCAACAGGAGGGGCAGUCCAGAAAAGAUCUUGAGCGACAAUGGAACAAACUUCAAAGGAGCCUACAGAGAACUCAAGGAAGGCUUAGACAAACUGAACUCAAAGAAGGUUGACCUCUUUCUUAUGCAGAAGGGGAUAGCAUGGGAGUUCAACCCACCAGGCGCUAGUCACAUGGGAGGAGCCUGGGAGAGAAUGAUAAGAUCUAUCAGAAGAAUCCUCGGAAGUCUCCUCAAACAGCAGCUGGUCAACGAUGAAACACUCACGACAUUGAUGACAGAGGUAGAAGCAAUAUUAAAUGCAAGACCUUUGACACAACUGAGCCUUGAUCCUCGAGACGAGGAACCUUUGACGCCGAACCACUUACUCUUGCUGAGGAAGAAUCCCUCUCUGCCACCUGGAACCUUUACGAAGGAAGACAGCUAUUUACAGAGAAGAUGGCGUCAAGUCCAAUUCUUGGCUAACCAAUUCUGGAAGAGGUGGAUAAAAGAAUAUCUCCCCCUCUUGCAACAGAGACAAAAAUGGACUAGAGUUGAGAGGAAUUUCCAGACAGACGACCUGGUCCUUGUAGCCGAUGAUAGCUCGCCUCGCGGUAAAUGGCCACUAGGAAAGGUCACAGCGACAUAUCCUGACAGACACGGACGUGUCAGACAGGUAGAAGUGAGAGUCGGGUCAAAAUACUACAAAAGACCAAUAUCUAAACUCUGUCUCCUAGAAGCAGGAAAGGACACUGCUCAAUAGUUUGUCCAAUCCAAUAUUUGAAGUACAAUAUAUAUGCCUGAUAUUGAGAGUUAUCUAGACAUCAAGUGUUUAUUAGAAGUAUAUAAAUCCUUAUGAUUUGUAGGAUUUUAGAGAACGUUUCAUAUUGCUGAUUUGUUGAUUGAUUGAACGAUACAAAUUGUACUUCUUUAUGUUAUUCAUGAAAGUCAUUCAUAUUUGAAUUUACGUGCUAAGGUAAUUUAGCAUGCAUUCCAUCCAUAAUGUUGAUGAUUUAUUUGGUUAUGUUUAAUUACGUGCAUUGAAGUUUACCAUACUUAUAGACUGAUUUAUGCCGCUAUCAUUCAUGUGUAAUGUAUAGAGAAAUGAGUAACUGGUAGUUAGCUCAUUUUGGGGCCGGUGAUGUAGCGUCAUAAGCAUGUUAUAUUGAAAUUGAAUCAUGUAUUCACAAACAAGUUCUCCUUUCCCUCUGAGAUUAUGUAACAGAGUUCCCCUGUUUGUUCAUGGAACAGCCCAGGGUCCAGUGGGGUGUUUGUUUAGGGCUAAUUUGCAUAAACUUGGCUUGUAGAGCAUCUCAUGGGAUGCAUGCAACAUCCUACAGUGCAGACCGAAUUACACAGGAAAGGAGUUAGCAACUCAAUUUAGAAUUGUGUGAAGUUUGGAGGAUCUUUCAUUGUAUUCAUCUAUUAGAACCGGGAUAUUUAACAGUUGUAAACCACACUAUCAGUACGAUCGACGACACUAUUGCCACGACACCAUCCACUAUCGCGAUAUACUAUAGACAUCACUAUCGCCAUAUACUAUCGACAUCACUACCACUACACGUUUCUACAUUUGUUCUGGAUUUAUUGAGACUGUCGUCGAUGUUUAGACUUGAAUAAAGGCACGAGCUAGUUUAUACUGCA
Molecule: messenger RNA, 3918 nt
Organism: Strongylocentrotus purpuratus (purple sea urchin)
Lineage: Eukaryota; Metazoa; Echinodermata; Echinoidea; Camarodonta; Strongylocentrotidae
Exons: 2
Coding region: 65-3037 (990 amino acids)
Biological process (GO): DNA integration
Molecular function (GO): nucleic acid binding
Source: RefSeq, a predicted model, not a curated record